Zychaea mexicana is the source of this 1068-nucleotide messenger RNA. RefSeq lists its product as uncharacterized. Lineage: Eukaryota; Fungi; Mucoromycota; Mucoromycetes; Mucorales; Lichtheimiaceae. The coding region runs from base 1 to 1068 and encodes 355 amino acids. The record is from RefSeq and is a predicted model, not a curated record. The transcript has a single exon.
AUGAUUGUAAACCAAGUUCAUCAACAAGAACGAUACUCCUCCAGUGGUGUAAAUCGCAUUCACCAUGCUUCCCAGCUCAUGCGACUUCGAGCUCAAAUACGGUCACCUACUCUUUCCUCCCUGUCAUCAACACCGUCGUUAUCACCAUCGUCUUCUUCGUCGUCGCCGUCAUGCUAUAAUUCGGCGACUACACCACCGCCAUUGACUCCUCGUUCCACGUUCCGAACAUCAACAACCUAUAACAGCAUCGGCUAUCACCAUCACCAAUAUCACCGUUAUGACGCAGACGAUGACGAAGACGACAUUGAUCAAAACAAUGACAGUAGUAUUGCCUAUCAGUACGACGAGAACGAUGAUGACGAGGACGAUGAUAAUGCAUCGCAGCUCACCCAUCUAUCUGAACUUGCUCGCGCCAGCAUGGAGAGAAAGAAACGGAGCUACUACCAUCAAUAUUUCGGCAGCAAUAGUAGCAUUUCUGAUAAUCACCUUGCAUUGCCUCCCAAACAAUCUAUCCAGCAAGAGAAAAAGAAGCCGACACCAUCGUCUUCAUCACCCCUUUUACGAACGAGUCGAAGCAAUUGUUUCACAUCAUUCGCCCUUGCCUCAGAACAUCUGCUUCGUCAAGAGCAAGUACAAGAGCAAGUACGACAACAAGUGCUGCAGUAUCAACAGCAGCAACAGCAACCACAACCACAACCACAGCCACAGCCACAGCAAGCUUAUUAUGACGAAGAAGCGAUUGACGAUGGUAUCAGUGUCAGCACCAUCACAACAGAUUCGACUUGGUCAUUGUCUUCGGAUGAGGAGGAAGACGACGAUGAAUCCAUUUUUGGUGACAAUAACAAGCGACGUGUGCAUUCUUCACCAAUGCUGUACAAUGACAGCAGUAGCAGUGUGGUUUCGUCUUCCACAUCAACGCUAUUAUCAGAAGACCGGAGACUUCCCCGACCAGCUACUGCAUACUUUAUUUCAAUGUCGCCUUCAGCUGCAGCAGCUGCAUCCGCUGCCCGUAAACGUCGCUGGCAGGCUCGACCCAUGUGGAAACGGACCAGUACUUCUCCAGUGUAG